GAGGCCGGGUGCGGGGAGCUGGGCGCAGGGAGCGGGCCAUGGCUGCGGCUGGCGUCCGCGGGCAGCGAGGCGGCGGCGGUCGGCGCGACGAGCCCCUGUGAUUGGCACAGCCGAGCCAGAGGAGGCGGCGCGGGGCGGGCAGAGGAGGCGGAGGAAGGGGCGAGCGCGGCGGCGACGCGGAGCUGAGCCUCCACCUUGAAGCUAGGACUGGGGCGGCCGCCCGGGGCGGGGACAGCUCUCAGCUUCGCGGCACGCACCCGCGCCAGGCAGCGGCCCCGACACCCCGGGCGAGCGGUCGGGCGGCGGCGGGGGAAGGAUGCAGGGGAAGAAGCCAGGCGGCUCUUCGGGCGGCGGCCGGAGCGGCGAGCUGCAGGGGGACGAGGCGCAGAGGAACAAGAAGAAGAAAAAGAAGGUGUCCUGCUUCUCCAACAUCAAGAUCUUCCUGGUGUCCGAGUGCGCCCUGAUGCUGGCGCAGGGCACCGUGGGCGCCUACCUGGUGAGCGUGCUGACCACGCUGGAGCGCAGAUUUAAUCUGCAGAGCGCCGACGUGGGCGUGAUCGCCAGCAGCUUCGAGAUCGGGAACCUGGCGCUCAUCCUCUUCGUCAGCUAUUUCGGCGCGCGGGGGCACCGGCCACGCCUCAUCGGCUGCGGCGGCAUCGUGAUGGCCCUGGGCGCGCUGCUGUCGGCGCUGCCCGAGUUCCUGACACACCAGUACAAGUAUGAGGCGGGCGAGAUCCGCUGGGCCGCAGAGGGCCGCGACGUCUGUGCUGCCAACGGCUCCAGGGGCGACCAGGGGCCGGACCCCGACCUCAUCUGCCGCAGCCGGACGGCCACUAACAUGAUGUACCUGCUGCUCAUUGGGGCCCAGGUGCUCCUGGGCAUCGGUGCUACCCCAGUGCAGCCACUGGGCGUCUCCUACAUCGACGACCACGUGCGCAGGAAGGACUCCUCCCUCUACAUAGGAAUCCUGUUCACCAUGCUAGUAUUUGGACCAGCCUGCGGAUUUAUCCUGGGUUCUUUCUGUACCAAAAUCUAUGUGGAUGCAGUCUUCAUUGACACAAGCAGCCUGGACAUCACUCCCGACGACCCCCGCUGGAUUGGAGCCUGGUGGGGCGGCUUUCUGCUCUGCGGUGCCUUACUGUUCUUCUCUUCCCUCUUGAUGUUCGGGUUCCCACAGUCUCUGCCCCUGCACUCAGACCCCGCCAUGGAGAGCGAGCAGGCCAUGCUCCCCGAGAGAGAGUAUGAGCACCCCAAGCCCAGCAACGGGGUCCUCAGACACCCCCUGGAGCCGGACAGCAGCGCCUCCUGCUUCCAGCAGCUGAGAGUGAUCCCGAAGGUCACCAAGCACCUGCUCUCCAACCCCGUGUUCACCUGCAUUAUCCUGGCCGCCUGCAUGGAGAUUGCAGUGGUGGCUGGCUUCGCGGCCUUCCUGGGGAAGUACCUGGAGCAGCAGUUUAACCUCACCACCUCCUCUGCCAACCAACUGCUAGGGAUGACGGCCAUCCCGUGCGCCUGCCUCGGCAUCUUCCUGGGCGGGCUCCUGGUGAAGAAGCUCAGCCUGUCUGCCCUGGGGGCCAUCCGCAUGGCCAUGCUGGUCAACCUGGUGUCCACAGCCUGCUACGUCUCCUUCCUCUUCCUGGGCUGCGACACAGGCCCCGUGGCUGGGGUUACUGUUCCCUAUGGAAACACCUCGGCAUCCGGUGCAGCCCUGGACCCUUACUCACCCUGCAAUAAAAACUGUGAAUGCCAAACCGACUCCUUCACUCCAGUGUGCGGGGCCGAUGGCAUCACCUACCUGUCUGCCUGCUUUGCUGGCUGCAACAGCACGAAUCUCACUGGCUGUGCGUGCCUCACGACUAUCCCACCCGAAAACGCGACUGUGGUGCCUGGGAAAUGCCCCAGCCCUGGGUGCCAGGAGGCAUUCCUCACCUUCCUGUGCGUCAUGUGUGUCUGCAGCAUGAUCGGGGCCAUGGCACAGACACCCUCUGUCAUCAUCCUCAUCAGGACGGUCAGCCCUGAACUCAAGUCCUACGCCCUGGGAGUGCUCUUCCUCCUCCUGCGUCUGUUGGGCUUCAUCCCACCACCGCUCAUCUUCGGGGCUGGCAUUGACUCCACCUGCCUGUUUUGGAGCACUUUCUGCGGGGAGAAGGGUGCCUGCGCCCUCUACGACAACGUGGCCUACCGGUACCUGUACGUGAGCAUCGCCAUCACGCUCAAGGCCUUCGCCUUCCUGCUCUACACCACCACGUGGCAGUGCCUGCGUAAGAACUACAAGCGCUACAUCAAAAACCACGAGGGCGGGCUGACCACCAGUGAGUUCUUUGCCUCUACUCUGACCCUAGAGAACCUGGGGAGGGACCCGGUGCCCCACCAGACACAUAGGACCAAGUUUAUCUAUAACCUGGAAGACCAUGAGUGGUGUGAAAACAUGGAGUCUGUUUUAUAAUGACCAAGGGUGGGUGAACUGUUAGAAAUCAAAGGGUCAUUUUUCAAAAAAAAAAAAAAAAAACACAGUACACACACAGACACACACGACCUUUGUCCUUUUCCUCAAAACCAGAGCCAGACAGGAGUCAGGACAAAGAGCUUGGGACCUUGUGUUUGCACUGCGGCCCAUGGGCCAGAACCUGCUCUGGGAGGCACCUCGUGGUCUUGUGGGAGGCCGACAGCUGCGAGCAACAGGCGCCGACAAGUUCAGGGAACAAUGUGGCCCGCGUGGAGAACGGAUCUUUCUGGAUACACACACCCCAAACAAAAAUAUAUAUAUAUAUUUUAAAAUGUCUACUAAGUGAAAUAGACCCAAGUUGACAGCAUUGCCAGGAUAAGCACUAGUGACAUAUCUGGUGCCACAGUCCUCUGUAGAUGCCUCAGCCCGUCUGCCUGUGGCCCCAGGGCCAGAGCUCUCUCAGCGACGCUACGGGGUGAGCCGUGCUAGAGGCUGUGAUUGGCACCUCUCACCAGCUCCAUUUCCAUGUUCAAGACUGAGGGCCUCAGGGGGGCAGCACCUCCCUUCCUGCCCCUCAGCCCCGCAGAGUGACCUCAGGAAGCUGUGGGCCUCGCUGGCUAUGACUGACUCGCUCAGAGCCGAUGAAACCCACUGUAGCCCAAGUCAUUUGCCAAACAUUUUGCCAUUUUUUUUAAAACAACAUGCAAUGCAUAUGAGUUUCAAACUGUUGUCUGUAUAAACCUCCAAUACUAUUUUUAACCACUUCUAAAAUCUAUGUUAACCCGUCAGUCACUAACAAUUCUCUAAGCUGAUUUAUUACACUGUUUGCUUUUA
Erinaceus europaeus (western European hedgehog) is the source of this 3280-nucleotide messenger RNA. RefSeq names its product solute carrier organic anion transporter family member 3A1 (gene SLCO3A1). The coding region runs from base 317 to 2446 and encodes 709 amino acids. NCBI's taxonomy places the organism in Eukaryota, Metazoa, Chordata, Mammalia, Eulipotyphla, Erinaceidae. Gene Ontology annotation, cellular component: membrane. The record is from RefSeq and is a predicted model, not a curated record. Gene Ontology annotation, molecular function: protein binding. Gene Ontology annotation, biological process: transmembrane transport; prostaglandin transport; sodium-independent organic anion transport. The transcript is spliced from 10 exons.